This is a messenger RNA of Cryptococcus wingfieldii CBS 7118, 900 nucleotides long. Its product is annotated as phytanoyl-CoA dioxygenase. Bases 1 to 900 code for a protein of 299 amino acids. The record is from RefSeq and is a predicted model, not a curated record. The transcript is spliced from 5 exons. Lineage: Eukaryota; Fungi; Basidiomycota; Tremellomycetes; Tremellales; Cryptococcaceae.
AUGCCGCACCUCACUGAAGAACAGAGACAGCGCUGGAGAGAGGACGGCUACCUCCUCUUACCACAUUUCUUCGAUGCCGAAGAGACGAAAGAGAUGCUCGAUGAAGCAAAGAAGCUAUGUGACGAGUUUGAUAUCGAAGGGCAUCCUAUGACCACCUUCAAGACAGCGGCAGAUGAUGCUCACGUAGGAGACGAGUACUUUUUGAACUCUGGCGACAAGAUUCGCUACUUUCUUGAACCGAGCUCCGUCUCUCAAGCAACAGCUACUACACCUGCCAAACUCCUCGUCCCUCCCGCCCAAAGUGUCAACAAGAUCGGCCACGCCCUCGCCGUCCUCAAUCCCGUCUUUCGCAAAUACACAUUGGAGACCUCCAAAGUCUCUUCCCUUGCCAAGGAACUCGGAGAGCAGGAAAGUCCGAGGGUGUUGCAAAGCAUGAUUAUCUGCAAACAGCCGAGGAUUGGAGGAGUGGUCCCAUGUCAUAACGACUCGACUUUCUUGUAUACCGACCCCCCGAGCGCUAUUGGGGCUUGGAUCGCUUUGGAAGAGUGCACGCCGGAGAAUGGGUGUCUCUCAUUCUUGCCCGGUUCCCACCGGAAGUCGCGUACCGCAAACCGAUUUGUACGAGCCGAAGGAGGCGGUACCACCUUUGAAGAUGUACCUGGGGUAGAGCCUAAUACAGAGAACUGGGAUGAGAUGGAAGGCUGGAAAGAGGGAGCAUGCCCGCCUGGCACUUUGGUCCUUAUCCACGGGAGCGUGAUGCACAAGUCCCCACCAAAUCCUUCAGACAAGACUAGGAUAAUAUACACUUUCCACAUGAUCGAAGGGGGCAAGGGCGUCAAGUACGAUGAGAAGAACUGGUUGCAGCCGACCGCCGAGAUGCCUUUCAAGGCGCUGUUUUGA